This is a messenger RNA of Asparagus officinalis (garden asparagus), 1336 nucleotides long. RefSeq names its product protein BZR1 homolog 2-like. Gene Ontology annotation, biological process: DNA-templated transcription; brassinosteroid mediated signaling pathway. The transcript is spliced from 3 exons. Bases 1 to 1044 code for a protein of 347 amino acids. Gene Ontology annotation, molecular function: DNA-binding transcription factor activity. The record is from RefSeq and is a predicted model, not a curated record. NCBI's taxonomy places the organism in Eukaryota, Viridiplantae, Streptophyta, Magnoliopsida, Asparagales, Asparagaceae.
AUGGAGGCCGGCGGCGAUCGCGGCGCGAAGAUCGUACGCGGGCUGAGGAUGUACGGGAACUACACAGCUCCGAAGCACUGCGACAACAACGAGGUGCUCAAGGCCCUCUGCGAUGAGGCAGGGUUGGACUGUGGAGUUUUUCGCCGACGGGUGGACUGUGGAGCCGACGGUACCACUUACCGGAAGGGUUGCAAGCCAACAGAGUCUAUGGAAGUAGCAGGACCUUCAAUCUCAGCAAGCCCCUGCUCAUCAUACCAACCAAGCCCAUGUGCCUCAUAUAACCCUAGCCCGGCCUCCUCUGCUCUCCACAGCCCAGCCUCCUCUCACAUCACAAACCCUAACAACCCCAUCACCAGCGUACCCGAUGCAAAUUCUCUCAUCCCUUGGCUCAAGAAUCUCUCUUCAGCAUCCUCAUCCUCUUCAAGACCCCCAUUCCAUAACCACAACCUCUACAUUCACACUGGGUCCAUAAGCGCACCCGUGACCCCACCCUUGAGCUCUCCAACCGCACGGUCCCAACGAAUUAAAACUGACUGGGAUGAUCCUACUUCACAACAACCAUCAUGGCCUCCGGGAAACCAUUAUACUUUCCUACCGUCGUCUACUCCGUCAAGCCCUCGCUGUCAGAAGAUGAUUCCUCAGCCCGGGUGGCUCUCUGGGCCCUCGUCCCCCACAUUUAGUCUUGUGUCAUCAAACCCUUUUGGAUCCUUUAAGGGGGGAAUAAUGAGCGAAGGGUCUUCGAGGAUGUGGACUCCGGGUCAGAGUGGGGUGUGUUCACCGGUUAUGCCUCGGAGUGGGGCAUGUUCACCGGUUAUGCCUCGGAGUGGGGUAUGUUCACCUGCUAUGCGAGGAGGACCAAACCGCGGGGAUGUUCAUAUGUUAGAUUGCGCAUCGGACGAGUUUGCUUUUGGGAGCAGUAGCAAUGGUAAUAUUCAGGGUGGAGGUUUGGUGAAGGCAUGGGAAGGGGAGAGGAUUCAUGAAGAGUGUGGAUCUGAUGAGCUUGAACUCACUCUUGGUAGCUCGAGGACUAGGGCGGGCACCUAACCAUCAUAAUUUCCCUUUUUCACAUGCAUUUUAUUGUGAUGUCUAGAGAGGGAUAGGGAGAGAGGAAAUAUGGGUCUUGCAUGUAGCUUCCAUCAUGUUUCAGUUGUGUGCAAAAAGUUAGUGGUGUGGAUUGUCGUAGUAAAUUGGGAAUUUGGCAGAGUAGGGAGGUAAUUCUCAGAUGUUUCAGGGGGGAGUGAAAGGAGAGAGAGCAAUUUGUCGUCAUGGUUGUUAAUGUUGUUUCUUUAGUUUUAGGUUAUUCGUUUAAUAUAUGUUUUUUAGUUGACGUCGUUCA